Molecule: messenger RNA, 5791 nt
Organism: Motacilla alba alba
Lineage: Eukaryota; Metazoa; Chordata; Aves; Passeriformes; Motacillidae
Gene: CNOT12
Product: tankyrase 1 binding protein 1
Biological process (GO): double-strand break repair; cellular response to ionizing radiation
Cellular component (GO): heterochromatin; nucleus
Source: RefSeq, a predicted model, not a curated record
GGCCCCCAGCCCCUGCUCAGCCAUCAGGGCUCCUAAUUACAGCCCCUCGCUCGAUCCUGAUGCCAUUUGGGGGUUUUUCUGCCUCCCUCGUGAGGGGGUUGAUCCGAUUAAGGCCUGUUUCCCCUCCGGUGUUGAUUGCAGCCGAUUCCCGCUCUGGAACCAGCCCCGGGGGGGACCCCACGGCUGCUUGUUCCCCUCCUCCUUCCAGUGCCUUUACUGGCACCGCUGGGAUGGGGCUACGGGGAAGCAGGAAGCCGCGGCUCCCCGGUGGGCACAAGGGACCCUGGAUGCCCAAAUGGUGGGGGGGGGCUCUAUUGUCACAGCAACCUCCGCCUAAAUACGCAUUGCUGCCCCUCUGGCAGCAGCCCCGCGGCUGGAGGACGCCGGGAAUGGGAUCAUUUGCAACCGUGGGGGGGUCCUGCUGGGCUGUGGCGGCCCCCGAGGGUGAUCCGGGGAGGGCUGGAGGUCCGCGGCGCGUCCCCCCGCCCCCAUUUUGGAGGACUCUCCGGCCGCCCCUCUCUAUGGUCCGCCCGCCACGCGGCGCCGCUCUGCCCCGCCCCUCUCCGCGCGUCGGGGGCGUGGCCGGGCCGCUCAUGAAUAUGCAUGAUUAGCGGCGGUGGAGGCCCCGGUGAGUCACGGGAGAGGCGGCGGCAGCAGCGUGAGACCCGGGGGACAGUAACCCCUCCUCCCCGCCCGCUCUGCGCCCCCCACGUGUGUCCCCGGCCCGCCGCCGACAUGAGGCUGCCGUGGGGAAGGGGCUGACCCCGUGCUGAGCCCCCCACGUCCCUGCGUCGCCAUGGCCUCCCAGCCGCAGCCCCUGCACCCCGCCGUGCCCUGCACUUCCCCCGCCGGCACCGCGGGGGCCGGGCUGGCCGGCAGCCCCGAUAAAGGCAGCGUGCGCCCCAAGCCGCCGGUGCGGCCCAAGCCCCGCGUGCUGCCCAAGCCGGCCGUGCCCGCCAAGCCCCCGGUGCCGCCCCCCACGCCGGGCCCGCGGCACCCCCGGCCCGAGCUGCCCUCUGCAGAGAAGAUGAACCGCCUGGCCGGGCCCCAGCCCUACAGCGGGGCAGGCGCGGGGGGGCUCCUCCGGCGCCCCUCCUUCACUGUCAGAUCACCCGAGACCCCCAACGGGAAGGGGCCCUCGUCGCCCUCGGUCACAGGCACCGAGGAGGAGGUGCCGCCGGCCCCGCCAACCCCCUCGCGCAAGGGCCCGGCGCCCUUCAAGGUGACGCCGGUGCCGGUGGCCGCCAGGCCGGAGCGGUUCCCGGGCACCACCGUGGAGGAGAUCCUGGCCAAGAUGGACAGCAGGGAGGGCCCGGGCAGCCCAGACCGGGCCUGGCUCUCGCCCUUCUGCGCCGACCCCUCCUCCCGCUUCGGCUCCAAGACCUUUGUUGCCUUCCGGAAGCGUACCAGCGGGGAGGCAGAUGGAGACCCUGCCGGCGAAGCCCCCCAGAUGCCCCGACCUGCGGCAGGCGAGCUGGGAAUGGGGGACGAUGGACACCCUGUGGCUGAGAUGAGCAGCUCCCCCCCAGCCGGGCCGAGCUGUGCCGGGGAUCCCUGUGGACGCCGGAGGCCGCCGUCCCCUCCUGACCUUUCCACUCUACAGCUGGGUGCCCUCGGACCUCCAGGCUCCCCAAGGCCUCCCACCUGCCCAGCCCCAGCCCCAGGAGCUCCUUUCCAGUCUGCUGAGCCCUCUGCCCCAGCCCCUGGCUCCCCUGAUGCCCCCCCUGAGCUCCUGGCCCCUGACUCCCCCACACUGCCCCCCGGCUCCCCCGAAUCCCCCACUCGGCCUCCAGUCGGGGUCCCCGUCACCUCCAUCCAGGCCCCGGGCGCUCCCUCAGCCACCGAACCCCAGCUCAGCGUCUCCCGUUCCCCAGGCUCCCCACACACUCCAGGGGAGGGAUCCCCUGGCACUGCCAGCCCCCCUGGCACUCCUGAACUGCCCCCACGAGUCACCUGCCCCCCCGGCUCUCCCGAGGCUGCUGCCGAGUACCUGGGCCCCCCCAGCCCACCUCUUGCCAAAGCCUCUCGUCCUCCAGGCUCCCCAGAGGGACCUGAUGACUCCGCAGUGUCCCCACGGUCCCAUGAGGGUCCUGAUUUCAACCCCUCUCCCCGGGAUGUGGGGCUCCGGCGCUCCUCAGAGGGGGUGCUGCGGCCCCCGCCCACCGGGCAGGGCCUGGGGGAGCUGGGGGGCUCACUGAGUGCCCUGCCCCGGCCUGGAGACCCCCUGUCAGAGCCCUCCCUGGGCAGCGAGUCCGGCUGGAGCCUUUCCCAGUCCUUUGAGUGGACAUUCCCAUCGCGGGGGGCACGCUUGCCGGCCUUCCCUCCCCGCUCCCCCAUCCGGGAGACCCCAGACUCGGGGCUCUCCGAAGAGGGGGAGUCAGAUGGGGAGGCUGCGGCCCCCGGCCCUCCAAAGGACAGUGGGGCUGAAGGACCUGGCAGCCAGCAGGCAGAGGGGGCUCCAUGCCCAGGGGGUCCCGUGGCACAGCAAGAGUCUGAGGGCUCAGCAGAGGAGGAGGAGGAGGAAGGAAGGGAGGCAGAGCAAGAUGCUCCCGUGUCCCACUCCCCACUUUGUGUGACAGAGUCUGGCCAGCACCCAGCUGAGCCGGAGUCCCCCACCCAGCCCAGCCUUACCACAACUGCCCCCCUGGAUCCAGCCCCCCCAGAUGCAGCUGCUCCAGCUGACUCAGCCUGGGCAGGUGAUGGCCCCAAGAGCCUGCAGGGUCCUGGGGGCCCAGGCCAGGCUGAAAAACCCUCGCAGGAGCCUGACCCCCACGCUGACCCGGGCUGGCUGACAGAGCUGUUGGAGUCACCUGGGGUCCACGGCUCUCCGGAGAACCUGCUGGGCUGGUCACGGAAGGACCUGUGCAGUGAGUUCGGCAUUGGCCGCCCUCGCCAGGACAGCGCUUUUCACUGGAGCCACCCAGGUGCAUCCAGGGAGAGAGACUGGCCUGUUGAGACCAAGCAGGACCAGGAAUUUGGGACCAAAUCCAGCUGGGACAGCGACCACAGGGACAAGGACAGCACUGCCCGGGAGAGCUGGAGCGGUGACUACAGAGCAGCGGAGCUGAUGGGGGACACGAAACUGGGCUCCAGCGACUGGUCCCAGUCCCUUGGCACUGGGAAGAGCUGCCCACAGGAUCCAGACUACAGUGCCAGCACAGCUGAGUGGGGCCAGGGCUAUGGCAGCACGGAGGAGCUUGGCUCCGGACAGGCCAGCUGGGGAAGUGGCCUUGGCACGGGACACGUCCGGCAGCUGGACAAGGAGCCACACUCUGGGCAGCCCAACUGGGCCGGCGGGUACAGCAGCAGGGACACGGAGAUGAAGGACAGGGAACUCACCCCAGACUGGGCCAGUAAAUACAGCAGCCAGGAUGCUGGGAGCAAGGAUGAGAAUUUAACACUGGGCUGGGCUGGCAGAUCCAGCACUGGGGACAGCCCAGCUAAGGAGCUCAGCCCCAGCCGGCCAGCCUGGGACAGGAGGUAUAACUCCACGGACAUGGAGAGCCAGGACUGGGAGUUCAGCCCCAGCCGGCCGGCCUGGACUCGGGAGUACAGGGACACGGAAAGCCAGGACAGGGAGUUCAGCCCCAGCCGGCCAGCCUGGACUGGUGAAAUCAGGGACAUGGAGAGCCAGGACAGGGAGUUCAGCCCCAGCAGACCAGCCUGGGAUGACAGAUCCAGCAUCAGGGAGAUGGAGAGCCAGGACCAGGAGUUCAGCCCCAGCAGACCAGCCUGGGAUGACAGAUCCAGCAUCAGGGAGAUGGAGAGCCAGGACCAGGAGUUCAGUCCCAGCAGACCAGCCUGGGAUGACAGAUCCAGCACCAGGGAGAUGGAGAGCCAGGACCAGGACUUCAGCCCCAGCAGACCAGCCUGGGAUGACAGAUCCAGCACCAGGGACCUGGAAACCCAGGAUGAGUUCAGUUCCAGCGGAGCAGCCUGGGGCAACAGAUCCAGCACCAGGGAUAUGGAGAGCCAGGACAGUGAAUUCACAUUCAGCAGAGCAGCCGGGGAUGGCAGGCACAGCACCGGGGACACGGAGACCCGGAAUGGGGAGUUCAGCUCCAGCAGAAGCGUCUGGCAUGACAGAUCCAGCACCAGGGAUGUGGAGGCACAGGACACAGAGUUGAGCCCCAGUGGAGCAGCCUGGGAUGGGCAGCACAGCUCUGUGACCCCCAGGGAGGAAGAACAGGAGCUGGUCCCAGCCCAGCUGAGCUGGCCUGGUGAAGGCAGCAUGGGACAGACCGGGCUGGUCAGGGUUGGUGAGGAGGGCGUGCCCAGCUCCCACCGCCCGGAUCCCCCGGCCCAGGAGCCCACCUGGGGCAGUGCCCACCAGCAGGAGCGUCACAGCUCUGGCAGCAGGGACUGGGCUGAGGAGCUUGGAGCAGCUGAGUGCCAGAACCAGUUUGGUGUCAUUGGGACAGAGCGGGUGCCAGAUCCCUGCAGUGCCGGAGCCUCGGAUGGCUCCAUCUCCGGCGUCCUGCCACAGCCCCAGGCAGGCUUGCGCAGGGAUCUCUCUCUGGACGUGGGCAGUGCCCGCUGGAGCCAGGACCUGGACAGCUGGAGUGUGGAGCCACAGGAUGCUGAGGCCAGGCGCCAGGAGUGGGCGAGUGCCUUCAGCGCCCGCUGUGCCGCCCGCAGCCGGGACCUUGGUGCGGGGGAGCAGAGCGUGGGAGGGGACACCGCCGCGGAGCAUGGGUCGGCCCCCAGCCCUUCUAUGGGUGACAUUCCAGUUGAUUGCCCAGAUGUGGAGCCGCCCCGGAGUGAGUCACCCAGCCACUCUGAGGAGGAGAGGCAUCCCUCUGAACCAGCUGCUGCCCCACAGAGCCCCAGGAUCCCCCCUCUGCUGCCACAGGCUGCCAGUGGCAUCCCAAUGGACACAGGAAGUGAGGAACAGCCCUUGGACCACCCAGAUGGGGAGAGCGCCUCGAGCUGGGGGGAGCAGCGGCUCUCGCUGACUACCCCCCAGCCCGAGGGGUCCAUGGAGCAGGAGCAGGAAUUUCCUCUUCUGGAGGACACAGAGCUCCUGGACAGCAGCGUGUUCCGCUGCAAGGCCAGCCUGGGCCGCAAGCGCCAGCAUCGGGCACCGUCCCUGCGCCCCACCACUACCGAGGGGGAGAGCUGGAUCUUCCGGGACUCCACGGAGCCCCGGCCAGCCCCGUCAGCGUCCUCCGACGAGGAGGCAGCGGAGGAGCCCCGGAGCCGGCGGAUGCGCGGCUCAUCCUCGGGCAGGGGGGUUAAGGUGCCGCUCUUUCCCGGCCUCAGUGCCUCUGCCAUCAAGGCCAAGCUGAGGGGUCGCAACCGCUCGGCCGAGGAGGGGACAUCAUCAGGGGACAGCAAGGGGACCCCUUCUAAAGACCCCCAUGUGCAGCGCUCCAAAUCCUGCAAGAUCCCUGGUGUGAGUGGGAAACCCCCAGCCCUGCCCCCCAAGCCGGAGAAAUCCUCAGGAUCCGAGGCCUCUCCCCCCCACUGGCUGCAGGCGCUGAAGCUGAAAAGGAAGAAGCCUUGAGCAGGGUUCACUGCGACGCUGAAGCCCGCUGUCCCUGGACCAGGGCUGUCCCCUCCCAUGGGGACACAAACACACACACCUAUGCACUUUGUACGAGCUCGCAGGGCCCCUGUCUUCCCAGCACCUCCAACCCCCCAUUGUACCCCGUCCCCUUGGUCCUCAAGGGUCUGGGGGUGGGCACGAGCCCCCCCUUCCCCUCCCCCCUGUUCGCGUAUGGCCCCGGACACAGGGCAACGGGUCCCGCUCGUGGUGCCACUGCCACAGACAAUAAAACCUCGCCGGUCA